Pleurotus ostreatus (oyster mushroom) is the source of this 642-nucleotide messenger RNA. RefSeq lists its product as uncharacterized. Lineage: Eukaryota; Fungi; Basidiomycota; Agaricomycetes; Agaricales; Pleurotaceae. The record is from RefSeq and is a predicted model, not a curated record. The transcript is spliced from 4 exons. The coding region runs from base 1 to 642 and encodes 213 amino acids.
AUGUUAACUAAACUCUUCGUCGUGUUCUUUGCUGCUGUGGCGAUGGCUUCUGCUAUCGACAUGGAUGCCUUGAUCGCUCGCCAGGCUACGACUACGACUACGACCACCUCGACCUCGACUACUUCUACUUCUACGUCAACUACGUCGACCGCUACCACAACCACCAGUGGCUCCACUACGACCAGUAGCACUACAACCACUACUUCUUCCUCAGUUGCGCCGACCACUUCACUCCCACCAAACGAGGCCGGUGUUCAGAUCCACCCGAACUUCAGUAGCAACAAGUGUUUGGACGUGCGCGGAAACACACUCGCCAACGGUACUCCAGUGCAGAUUUAUGACUGCAACGGAACGGGCGCUCAGAAGUGGGCAAUCUCCAGAGGGCAAACGCACGUAAGGCUUGCGGGCACGAACUUCUGCCUAGAUGCUGGAAGCAGACCUGGAAACGGCGUUGGUAUGAAGAUAUGGACGUGCUUCGACAACCUCCCUGCUCAAGAGUGGUACUACACCGGCGAUAAUCGCAUUGCGCUCUUUAACAAAGGACUUUGCCUUGAUCUCACGGAUGGAAGCCUCACCAAUAGUAGGCAGACACAGACUUGGAAGUGCACCGACUUCAACACUAACCAAAUUUGGAACGUGUAA